Molecule: messenger RNA, 471 nt
Organism: Rotaria socialis
Lineage: Eukaryota; Metazoa; Rotifera; Eurotatoria; Philodinida; Philodinidae
Source: the annotation of a GenBank genome assembly
AUGCUUUCAUUUGUUUUAGUAUUAUUAACUUCUCAUUUAUGUGGAUGUACUGCAAAUAUUGUACUUUUAAUACUACGUUUUAUAGAUUUAAUAUUACCAAAUUUAACAGCAAUGCCGAAAAAUAAAGGAAAAGGUGGUAAAAACCGUCGUCGUGGUAAAAAUGAAAAUGAAAAUAUGAAACGUGAAUUGAUACUUAAAGACGAUGGACAAUCUUAUGCACAAGUUACACGUAUUUUGGGUAGUGGUUAUAUAGAAGCAUUUUGCUUCGAUAAUACCGGUGGAAAGAAACGAAUUUGUCACAUUCGCGGUAAAUUACGUAAGAAAGUAUGGAUCAAUCAAGGAGAUGUUAUUCUUGUUGGACUUCGAGACUAUCAAGAUGACAAAGCGGACGUUCUUAUGAAAUAUCUUUGUAAGUUUUUAGUCGAUAAACAAGAGUACAUUAUUUUAUCUACGAUUCUNAAAGAUCACUAA